Molecule: messenger RNA, 573 nt
Organism: Aureobasidium namibiae CBS 147.97
Lineage: Eukaryota; Fungi; Ascomycota; Dothideomycetes; Dothideales; Saccotheciaceae
Exons: 2
Coding region: 1-573 (190 amino acids)
Source: RefSeq, a predicted model, not a curated record
AUGAGAGUCGCUUUUACACUACAGCAAUUCAUCGGACCACGAACACCUCAAUUAUCUAGCUAUUCGAAAGUUGUGUUUUCCAAAAAUAUCAAAGCUCCAUCGAAACCUCGCUUCCUAAACACUUUCUCGACGAUGUCUCUCUCAAGCCCCGUUCCCAUCGCCCUUUGCGGCAAGAGUCAGGUCAUGGCCACAAACUUCAGCUCCAGCAUGGAAAAGGAAGGCUACGAAGUAGUCCACACCUGCAACGACAUCGACUCUGCAAAGUCCACCCUACCCUCCCUGCUCUCCUCCUCUUCUGGCCCCGUCGCCGUCGUCAUCGGUAAAGGCUUUUACGAAUCUGAGAUGCAAGAGAUCAUUGAGCAUUGCAAGAGUGAAGCAAAGUCUGCAAAGACAGUCUGGUUGUUGCCUGACGAUGACAAGUUUUCUGCUUACAUGAAGCUCAAGGCUGUGGCUUCGGCUGGAACGAUGUUGCCUGGCAUGAUUGCCGAGAGGGCUGCUGAUGCGUUGAGGGAGAAUGGUGUUGUGGCUGGUGGUAGUCUUGAGGGUGUUAAGAGUGGUGUUCAUGGGUUCUAG